AUGAAUCCCGAAAAGUUCACACACAAGACCAACGAGGCUCUCGUGAGUGCUCACGAAACAGCCGUGAGCAACGGCCAUGCGCAGUUCACUCCUCUCCACCUUGCGUCCUCUCUACUCGCUGAUAAAGGGGGAAUCUUCGCCCAGGCGCUUUCCAACGCGGCGGGCGAGGAAUCGGCGCGCGCGGCGGAGCGAGUGUUCAGCCAAGCGCUAAAGAGGCUGCCCUCGCAGUCCCCGCCUCCGGACGAGGUUCCGGCGAGCACGAACCUCAUCAGAGCCAUCCGCAGAGCGCAGACGCUCCAAAAGACGCGUAGCGACACGCAUCUGGCCGUCGACCAUCUCAUCCUCGGCCUUCUGGAAGAUUCUCAGAUCACGGAGUUGCUCAAAGAAGCCGGUGUGGUGGCGUCGAAGGUCAAAUCGGAAGUCGAGAAACUUCGCGGCAAGGAAGGGAGGAAAGUGGAAAGUGCCACUGGUGACACAACCUUUCAGGCUCUGCAGACCUAUGGAAGAGACCUUGUGGAACAAGCUGGGAAGCUCGACCCGGUUAUUGGAAGGGAUGAGGAAAUACGAAGAGUUGUUAGAAUUUUAUCUAGAAGGACGAAAAAUAACCCGGUUUUGAUUGGUGAACCGGGUGUGGGAAAAACUGCCGUGGUUGAAGGGUUGGCACAGAGGAUCGUUAAAGGGGAUGUUCCUAGUAAUCUUGCUGAUGUAAGGCUCAUUGCAUUGGACAUGGGUUCGUUGGUCGCGGGCGCGAAGUAUAGAGGGGAGUUUGAGGAGCGGUUGAAGGCGGUUUUGAAGGAGGUGGAAGAGGCCGAGGGCAAGGUUAUCUUGUUCAUUGAUGAGAUUCAUUUAGUUCUUGGUGCAGGGAAAGCUGAGGGUUCAAUGGAUGCUGCUAAUUUGUUUAAGCCCAUGCUUGCGCGGGGUCAAUUGAGAUGCAUUGGUGCCACCACACUUGAGGAGUAUAGGAAGUAUGUGGAGAAGGAUGCAGCUUUUGAAAGAAGGUUUCAGCAGGUGUAUGUGGCGGAGCCGAGUGUUGUUGAUACUGUUAGUAUACUUCGUGGUUUGAAAGAAAGAUACGAAGGUCACCAUGGUGUGAGGAUUCUUGAUCGUGCUUUAGUUGUCGCGGCUCAAUUGUCUAGUCGAUACAUCACUGGUCGUCAUCUUCCAGACAAAGCAAUUGAUUUAGUUGAUGAGGCUUGCGCGAAUGUGAGAGUUCAACUUGAUAGCCAACCAGAGGAAAUUGACAACCUUGAAAGGAAGAGAAUGCAAUUAGAGGUGGAACUUCAUGCUCUGGAGAAAGAGAAAGAUAAAGCUAGCAAAGCUCGUUUGGUAGAAGUGCGGAAAGAGCUUGAUGACCUGAGAGACAAGCUGCAACCUUUGAUGAUGAAGUACAGAAAGGAGAAGGAGAGGAUUGAUGAGAUUAGACGACUAAAGCAAAAAAGGGAAGAGCUGAACUUUGCUCUCCUAGAGGCUGAGCGGCGAUAUGAUCUGGCCAGAGCUGCGGAUUUGCGGUAUGGGGCGAUUCAGGAGGUGGAAUCUGCAAUACAGGAGCUUGAAGGGAACACUGAGGUCAAUGUAAUGUUAACAGAAACUGUUGGACCUGAACACAUUGCUGAGGUUGUGAGCCGAUGGACUGGCAUACCAGUGACAAGGCUUGGGCAAAAUGAUAAAGAAAGGUUGAUUGGUCUUGCUGACAGAUUGCACCAGAGAGUCGUAGGGCAAGACCAAGCUGUUAAUUCUGUAGCAGAGGCUGUACUGAGAUCAAGAGCCGGGCUUGGAAGACCUCAACAACCAACUGGCUCCUUCCUGUUCUUGGGACCAACUGGAGUUGGCAAGACUGAGCUUGCAAAGGCCCUAGCUGAGCAACUCUUUGACGAUGAAAAUCAGUUGGUGAGAAUUGACAUGUCUGAAUACAUGGAGCAACAUUCUGUUUCCCGCUUGAUUGGUGCACCACCUGGGUAUGUUGGACAUGAAGAAGGAGGUCAGCUAACUGAAGCUGUAAGGCGAAGGCCUUACAGUGUGGUACUGUUUGAUGAAGUGGAAAAGGCACAUAUAUCUGUCUUUAACACUCUCCUUCAAGUCUUGGAUGAUGGAAGGUUAACUGAUGGCCAAGGCCGCACUGUGGACUUUAGAAACACGGUCAUUAUCAUGACCUCUAACCUUGGGGCAGAGCACCUCCUCGCUGGACUUUCAGGAAAAUCUUCAAUGCAAGCGGCUCGUGAUAGAGUAAUGCAGGAGGUUAGAAGACAUUUUAGGCCAGAACUGUUGAAUCGGCUUGAUGAAAUUGUUGUAUUUGAUCCUCUUUCGCACGAGCAACUAAGGAAGGUUGCAAGGUUACAAAUGAAGGACGUUGCUUCUCGUCUUGCUGAGAGGGGAAUUGCAAUGGCAGUGACUGAUGCAGCUCUUGACUAUAUCCUUAAUGAGAGCUAUGAUCCGGUUUAUGGAGCUAGGCCAAUUAGGAGGUGGCUUGAGAGGAAAGUUGUGACAGAGCUUUCUAGAAUGCUUGUGAAGGAAGAAAUUGAUGAGAACUCAACAGUUUACAUUGAUGCCGGUGUUGAGGGAAGCGAGCUAGUUUACCGGGUGGAAAACAAUGGAGGGAUGGUUAAUGCCGUAACUGGUCAGAAGUCUGAUAUUCUGAUUCAGAUGCCUGGAUCCCUACCAAGAUCUGAUGCUGCCCAAGCAGUAAAGAAGUUGAAGAUUGAGCAAAUGGAUGAGGAUGAAGAUGGUGAAAUGGAUAUAUGA
Molecule: messenger RNA, 2739 nt
Organism: Sphenostylis stenocarpa
Lineage: Eukaryota; Viridiplantae; Streptophyta; Magnoliopsida; Fabales; Fabaceae
Source: the annotation of a GenBank genome assembly